AAAAUACAUAGGUAACUAACUAGUAACUGGUGGGGCUAGCGCUAGAUAACAAUUUGAUCUCCUUAUCUCUUGUGUUCAUGGUUAUCACGACUGCUCUAUAACUUAACUUAAAUUUAAUAUCGUAAUUCGUAGGCCGUAGUUUCCUUCAUCUUAGGACAUCAUAUUAUAAUAAUAUGCUUGUAUAGUAUUUUAUUAUUAAUAAAUUAAUUAGUAAUAUUUAGUAUUUUUGUAUAGUUUUCUUGCGUUUCACACCGAACGUGUUGAUAGCCGCAGUGAUGUUAAAAUUGUUUUCAUCAGUUGCCAUGCACUCACAAAGUGUAUUGGUCGGAAUAAGAAAUUUUUCAACAUCCGGAGGACCAUUACUAUUUCGUUCAUCUGUACCAAUGUUUGCUGAGCCAUUGAAAAAAAAGAAACGUUUGGAUCCACAGAUAUUAAAAGCUCGAGAGGAUAGAAAACGUAAAAAGAUAGAAAAAUCAAUUAGAAAAUUGGAAAAGGUAUCCAAAACAUUAAAACCUAUUGAUGAGGUACAAUUAAUGGCUACAUUAUCCAAUGAACGCGAUAUUCGUCAGAGACCAACUAUAGUCCAUAGUAAUGAUAAGCUUGAGGAAAACUUAGUUGUAGCGAAGGCCUGGUCAAUGUAUAAACAUGAUGAACACUUUUUUAAUCUUCAAGUUAUCAAUGACCUAGAGUAUUCGCAGCAACGAGCGUUGAAUGAGUUACGUGAAGUUUCUGAAGAUUUGUAUCUUGCAGCUGUUGAUAUUGAUGAAUCCUUAUUGACAUGUCAACUAACUGGACCAGUCGAAACUCCUCCAAUAGAAAACUACCAAAGUCCUGACGGAGAAUAUAUUGAUAUUUCAAAAAAAUGGGACUAACUUUAAUGUAGCUUAAUUUUAAAAGUAUGCAUGAAAGGUUUGAAUAAAUGAUUAGAUUUUGUAAUAAUUGAGAUGUAUUUUUUUUUUUUUUAUUAAAAUUUUCUUAUAAAUCAUAAUAUAAACAUAUUUAUAUUCAAUUUAUUACAACAAAUAUAAUAAAUAAAUUCUGAAAUGCAAUAUAGUUAUAUAAUCAAAAUAUAAUUUUCAUUGUCUAAAUGUUUUGUAAUUAUUAAUUUUAUUUUAAAAAUAAAAUGUAUUGUAAAUCUA
Messenger RNA from Aphis gossypii (cotton aphid), 1139 nucleotides. RefSeq names its product 39S ribosomal protein L40, mitochondrial (gene mRpL40). The coding region runs from base 276 to 872 and encodes 198 amino acids. Lineage: Eukaryota; Metazoa; Arthropoda; Insecta; Hemiptera; Aphididae. Gene Ontology annotation, cellular component: mitochondrial large ribosomal subunit; mitochondrial ribosome. The record is from RefSeq and is a predicted model, not a curated record. The transcript is spliced from 2 exons.